Messenger RNA from Cuscuta campestris, 1044 nucleotides. NCBI's taxonomy places the organism in Eukaryota, Viridiplantae, Streptophyta, Magnoliopsida, Solanales, Convolvulaceae. The record is from the annotation of a GenBank genome assembly.
ACUGAUCUACCACCCCAAAGGAAGGCCAGUGGAAAGAACCCCUGGCCCCCCAACAAGGUAACCCUCCCUGGACCUAGACCAUACACUAGUCAUUCUUAAAGAAUAAAGAUGGCUAUGGUUUGGUCUAUUUCCACCCGUAGAAAGACAGCCUCAACCAGGAAAUCCAAGAACAGAUCAGUGGGAAACCCUUCAGGGCCUCACAGCACACAACCCAAUCAAACCAGCCUAACCAGCUCUUCCACCAAACAAGAUUCUGGGGUUGCUAGGAAAGAGUUUGUACAUAACUUUGUACACACUGAGUUUCACCUGUUGAAUGACUUGUUGGAUAUCCACCUCUUUAUGCUCAAAGUAAACACUAUUCCUUAGUUUCGAGAUAUGAUAAAUAGUACUAAGGGUUCCCACUCUACAGAUCUUCUUUCUGUUAGAGUGCACUGUGUGCUGCCUUCUCAGCCAAUAUAACAAAUAUCAUACAUGAAUCUUCCGAUCAAAGACAUUACAAUACAUCUCAAUUUGAAAACAAUACUUCGUAUUAUAUUCAAAGACAUUUUUACAAACACCAUCCAUGCAUGUUCCGAUCUUACAAGACAAAUGCACAUAUGUUGCGUUUAAAGACGAAAAAAUCAAUUUACAUACCCUGAGGUGGUUUUCACUCAUUCUUGGUCAGCGACUUUGGAAUUUCAUCGACUAAUCAUCAUCCUUCCUGGGCCUCCACGCUAGUGCUCGGCUGCUAUGCUUCUUUACGGAAAAGCUAAUUUCACAGAAAAGUAGGAAUGGCUAAGAACCCUAUGUGCGAAGGAAACAUGAUGUAAAUGGAUUUGUAUAAGGAGUAUAAAAACGUUGCGAAGGAAGAAAAAAACCAGGGAGAAAACCAAUCGCGAGAGGAAGAAAAAACCAUUGGUUCAUCGCUAGAAAAGACAUCCGUCGGGACGCCACGAUCUCCAUCACCAUCCUCUUCUCCAUUGCUUAUACGGCCAUUGAUUUGUUUCAUUUUAUUCGUCCGAUAAUUGAAGUUACAUGAAUGACGAAUAAGGAAACAAUCUUGGA